GCCCAGAUUGGCUGGCUUAGCAGGCCUCUUUUUUCUUCUUCUUUGAUAUUACCUCAAAGAACUUCAAGCGCAGACAGCAUGGAAAGCAGCGAAGGCGUAUCCGUCGCGUCUUCCUAUGAGUUUGCAAGCCCAAUCAAGCGCUUCGAUAAAGGAACAAGGGACAUAUUCCGGGUCGAACUUGUUAACGGCGAAUCCUACGUCUUCAAGCCCCACCGACCCAAAGAUGACGAAAACGACCGAUUCGAAUACAUACCGGAGGGCGAACUGAAGGUCUACAACAAAUUCCGACAUCUACAGGGGAAAUAUAUCCCCAUUUGCUAUGGGAUUGUUGAAAUGAACAGCAUGUCUGGAUUACUAUAUUUACUCGACGCAGAUGUUCCGAUUAACAUGCUCCUCCCGGAACGCGUCCUUCCUUUCGUCCUGUGCUUGCAGCUAAACAUGGUUAUUCAGCGAGCCAACGACGAUAUAUCCGUUCCUUGA
Molecule: messenger RNA, 480 nt
Organism: Aspergillus glaucus CBS 516.65
Lineage: Eukaryota; Fungi; Ascomycota; Eurotiomycetes; Eurotiales; Aspergillaceae
Exons: 3
Coding region: 79-480 (133 amino acids)
Source: RefSeq, a predicted model, not a curated record